GCUGCCUGGGCAGCUGCCCACCAUGGCCUCCUGGGUCCUCCUGCUCCUUGCCUCGGCGCUCCUGGGCUCCCCAGGUCUGGCCUUUUCUGGUGUGGCCUCUGAGUGCUCCGACCCGGCAAUGGCCCCCCUGGGUGAUGGAGAGCAGCUCUUCCCGGGCCUGGUCCAGGGGGGCCACCAGGGUGACCUGCCGACCACAAGGGAGCAGAAGGGCGUCACCUGUCGGCUGUGCAAGGGGAUAAUCCAGCAGCUGUUGGACAUGGUGGGGGAGGAUCCUGAUGAGGAUACCAUCGCCCAGGCUGCGUCUCGAGUGUGCAGCAAGGUGAAAGGCGUCCUGAGAGGCCUCUGCAAGCGCACCAUGAGGAAAUCUCUUCAGCGCAUCUCCAAGGACAUCAUGGCUGGCAAAGGGGCCCUCGAAAUCUGUGCAGACAUCCGCAUGUGCAAGUCCCAGGCAGGUCUCCUGUUAGCCUCUGGCUCCACCCUGGGGAGAAAGCACAAGAACUCCAGCCCUGGCUCCUGGCCCCUCCUUCCUUCCUAAAUCCAGAGUCAGCCUCCAGUUUCUCUCACCUCCCUCCUC
Molecule: messenger RNA, 574 nt
Organism: Myotis lucifugus (little brown bat)
Lineage: Eukaryota; Metazoa; Chordata; Mammalia; Chiroptera; Vespertilionidae
Product: antimicrobial peptide NK-lysin-like
Exons: 5
Coding region: 23-535 (170 amino acids)
Biological process (GO): antimicrobial humoral immune response mediated by antimicrobial peptide; defense response to bacterium; killing of cells of another organism
Cellular component (GO): cytolytic granule
Source: RefSeq, a predicted model, not a curated record